AUGGUACGCUGUCACUGGGACAUUACCCAGCUAUGGCACCCGCUUGCUGACGACGGGUCGAACGCGUUCAAUCAGUGUUUCUUGCUCCACUGGCUUGAGGUGGUGGUGGUCGUGUGUGGCGUGUGGGCGCUUUACGACGGCUACCGCCUUGCUCAUCGUCAGCUCCACGGUCGGUUGGUGGCAAAGAAUUUGGGGCUAGUGUUCUACAUCCGUGUGGCGAUGGUGGUGGGCGUGGGAGUGCUUUGGUUUAAGCUUGUCCCGUCAGUGUCGUUAGUGAUACUAUUGGUGCUUACUCCCAUACAUAUUAUUGAACCGGUGGUGCUGGUGAUCCCUCGAGACGUUUUGUUAGUGUUUUGGCCGCUGAUAACGGUGUUGGAGACGGCAAUGGCCUACCAGCAGCUCACUCACUUACCGCUAUUUAAUGACGUUUAUCCGCGGUAUAUGUUUGGCCUCGUGGUGGCGUCAAUGCUUAUCUUCUCAUUAGAGUACUACUGGUGGCGGCCGCUGUCUCAGCUUGUGCUUGACUAUGCUAAUAACGAUGCGCUUCGACCAUUAUUGCAACUCCCUAAUUUGGUCGACCGUCUCACUUUUUGCUGGAUGAACCCGAUGAUCCUGGCGCUGUACAAACUGCAACUGCUUAACAAAGCCGAAUUACCUAAUUACUCGCCGGAAAGCCUUAGUUGUCGUGACACAGGUAGUCAGUUCCGUAAGCUUUUCCAGUCAGGCAAAAGCGAUUGGCAAUUUGUCGUGGUUCUUAUGAAAGCAUUUGGUAUCACUGCACUCAUUCUGUUCGCAUUUGAGCUUGUGUCAAAGCUCUUAAACUUUGUCCAGCCUCAAUUGCUUCGUUUACUCAUCGCCUUUUUCGAUGGUGGCCAUCCAUUUAUCUACGGGGUGCUCGUGUGCAUCGCAAUGUUUGCUCUUACCUUUUUCCAAACGUUUGUGUUUAAUGAGUACUUCAUGAAGAACCUCAAAUUAGGGCUAGACGUGCGGCUGGCUCUUACUGCCAAUAUCUACGAUAAGGCGUUGAAACUUGAUAAAAGUGAUGGUAAUGAAUUGCUGGCGCUGGGGGAUAUCAUCAAUUUGAUGCUGAUUGACGUCAACCGCCUUCAGAACUUCGUCAUGGACAUGCUGGCGUUGAUUCUUGCCCCCACCGAUAUCGCCCUUUGUGUGGCUCUGUUGUGGCCAUUAUUAGGCGGUACUGCUACCUUAGCAGGGGUGGGAACUCUCGCCGUGCUUGUUCCGUUUAACCUGGUGGUGGUGAAGUACACUCGGCUGCUCUCCAAGAAGCAAAUGAAGAUCAAAGACAAACGUACCAAGUUGAUUAACGACUUGCUUCUGAGUAUCAAACUGAUUAAGCUUUUCGCCUGGGAACAACCGCUGGGCGACGAGAUUGACGAAGUGCGUAAUCAGGAAGAAUUAGCUAACUUGCGUCAUAUCCGUUUAGUAUGGCAAGGGGUGUCGUUUAUCUGGAAUUUGAUCCCUUUCCUCGUGCUGUUUGUGCUGUUUGCCACCUUCACCUACGUUGAAAAGCAGCCUCUCACACCGGAUAUCGUGUUCCCAUCGUUGGUGCUUUUCAACUUACUUAGCUCGCCGCUUUUGCAAAUCCCUGGAGUCCUCACUGCUGCUGUUGAAGCCGCGGUGACAGUACAACGUCUCAAUAAGUUUUUCUCCCAAAGAGAGACGUCGACGGCAGUAUCUGAACUGGGAACUAAGCAGGUGGCAGUACUGAUCAAUAACGGCACUUUCGGUUGGUCGAGAGAAAAGCCCGUAUUGUUUGAUAUCAAUUUUGCAACCACUUCCGGCUCCCUCCACUGUAUUGUGGGUCGAGUUGGCCUGGGAAAACUGUCACUUUUGCUGGCAAUCUUGGGGCUUAUGGAUGCUUCCCCCGAACUGAAGGUGAGAGUGUAUGGCAAAAUUGCUUAUUGCGCUCAGCUGCCAUGGAUCAUGAACGCUCUGGUCAAAGAGAAUAUUUUGUUUGGCCACCGAUUUGAUGAAGACUACUAUAGACUGGUUCUUAGAGCGUGUCAACUUGAACCUGAUUUAGUCCAUUUACCCGAUGGCGACGCUACUCAGGUCGGUGAAAAAGGGGUGCUGUUGCUGGGUGGUCAAAAGGCUCGGCUUGCGCUUGCCCGAGCCGUCUAUGCCUGUGCUGAUGUCUACUUAUUGGACGAUGUAUUGCUGGCAGUCGAUAGCCAUGUUGGCAAACGGAUCAUCGACGAAGUCGUCAUGGGCUUGCUUAAAGGGAGAACAAUUAUCAUGGCCACCAAUGCUCUUCUGGUCUUGCCCUAUGCUGAUAAAGUAAGUCUCCUCGACAAUGGUAAAUUAGUGGAAACGAGGGCCCGCGACCUGAGCUCGCUGGAUACUCCGUUGAUUAGCCAGCUUGUCGGCGAGUACCUGUCGCCCCCUCCACCCAGUCUGAGCCUGACACUUACGCCGUCGCUGCCAGGACUGCCUGAUCUGAAUAAGAUCCAAGUACUGAGACGAGCUCUGGUGGAACUGUUCCGAUGGGACCCGUUAGCUCGUCUCAUUUCUACUACUGACGUGCCACUGGUGGAGAAAAGUGCUAAGGGCAAAGUGAAGUGGGGGGUGUACAUGGCCUAUGCCCGUGCCUGUGGUUUCACCGGAACCAUUGUAUGGUUCAUUAUCGUGGUGGGAGCUCAGAUCCUUUCCGUGGCCCUGAAUUAUUGGCUUAAAGAUUGGACUGACCGUAACCAAAGACAAGGUAACAACGGUAAUAUCGUCCACUUCCUCGCCGGUUACGCUGCCCUUGGCGUGGGGCUGGUGGUGCUGCAACUUGCGCUGCUGGUGCUUGCCCAAGUGGGGCUUUUCAUCCGGGCUCUGCGUACGAUCCACCACGAUAUGAUGCAAGGGGUGUUAUACCUGCCGAUGCAGUUCUUUGAGCUGAAUCCCAUAGGCAGAAUCAUGAACCGGUUCACCCUGGACGUGGGUAAGAUCGAUCUGGGGAUCCCGCAGACGAUGCUGGGAUUUAUUCGCCGGCUUGUGGUGACUGUGUUUACUCUCGGCGUGGUGGGGGUAGCGAUGCCCGCCUAUAUCAUCGCCAUUGUGGUAUUACUGGUAAUCUACUUAUACUACGAAGUCCAGUACGUGCUGCUGCUGCGUGAGCUUAAACGGCUAGUAUCGGUGCUGCGACUGCCCAUCUACGCCCAUCUUGGUGAGCUGCUUACCGGUAGAGAUACCAUUUGUGCCUACGGUCAGAUGGACCGCUUCCGCUUCAUCAACUACGCCAAUAUCGACUUCAACAUCAAAGCAGUAUACAUGCUUCGCCUGAUUAACCGUUGGCUCUACUUCCGCCUCCAAGUGAUUGGUCUGAUGGCGGUGCUUUGUGCUACGGGACUUGCCAUUGCCACGACCUUGACAGCUCACCCGUUGCUGCCGGCAAUGGCAGGGUUUGUCAUGACCUAUGCGCUUCAGGUGACCACUUCCUUAAAGCUUGUGGUGAGAAUGCUGGCUGAGGUCGAGACCAACGUGGUGGCAGUGGAACGGUGUUUGGAAUACGCACAAUUGCCGCUGGAGCCGAGAGACGGCGAGCAAGCACGUCUCACCUGGCCCGAGUCCGGUACGGUGGCGUUUGACCACUACCUGACUCGUUACCGCCCCGAGUUGGAUCUUGUUCUCCGCGACGUCACCCUCAAGAUUGGCGCCGGAGAGAAGAUUGGGGUUGUUGGCCGCACUGGUGCUGGUAAGUCUUCGCUUCUGCUUGCGAUUUUCCGUAUCUUAGAAGCUACCGGUGGGUCUAUCAGCAUUGACGACUCGUGUAUCGCUGACCUUCGCCUCGAUACGUUACGUCAUCGACUUGCCAUUAUCCCUCAGGAUUCCCAACUUGUGGCUGGCACUGUUCGUCACAAUCUUGAUCCCUUUGGCUACUACACUGAUGACGAGAUCUGGCGAGCUUUGGAACUUGCCCAUUUGAAACCAGUGGUAGAACAGCUUGAUGACAAGUUGUUGCACAUGGUCAGCGAAGGCGGCAACAAUUUCAGUCAUGGACAACGUCAGCUCAUCUCAUUGGCGCGGGUCAUUUUGAAGAUGAAGGCCAACACGCUGAAGAUUCUCGUGUUGGACGAAGCCACUGCCAGUGUCGACGUCGAAACAGAUCGCAUCAUUCAGCAGACGAUUCGCUCCCAGUUUGCUGACAAAACAAUCAUCACUAUUGCUCACCGGCUUGACACCGUUAUGGACAGUGAUAAGAUUUUGCUGUUGGAUCACGGCGAGGUGAAGGAGUUUGAUACUCCGAAAAACUUGCUUGAAAAGGGCGGGAUUUUCGCUGAGUUGUGUAAGCAAGGUGACUACGACAUCUCGUCGAACAACGACAGUACAUAA
Diutina rugosa is the source of this 4338-nucleotide messenger RNA. RefSeq names its product ATP-binding cassette bilirubin transporter. The transcript has a single exon. The coding region runs from base 1 to 4338 and encodes 1445 amino acids. The record is from RefSeq and is a predicted model, not a curated record. Lineage: Eukaryota; Fungi; Ascomycota; Pichiomycetes; Serinales; Debaryomycetaceae. Gene Ontology annotation, molecular function: bilirubin transmembrane transporter activity; ABC-type transporter activity; ATP binding. Gene Ontology annotation, biological process: transmembrane transport. Gene Ontology annotation, cellular component: membrane.